Corythoichthys intestinalis (scribbled pipefish) is the source of this 3563-nucleotide messenger RNA. It is a transcript of the gene ddx54, whose product is annotated as DEAD (Asp-Glu-Ala-Asp) box polypeptide 54. The transcript is spliced from 20 exons. Gene Ontology annotation, molecular function: RNA helicase activity; ATP binding; RNA binding. The coding region runs from base 171 to 2741 and encodes 856 amino acids. The record is from RefSeq and is a predicted model, not a curated record. Lineage: Eukaryota; Metazoa; Chordata; Actinopteri; Syngnathiformes; Syngnathidae. Gene Ontology annotation, cellular component: nucleus.
UAAAAUAAAAGAAGAAGGAAAAGAGAGACGAAGAAGAAGUCCACACGUGUUUACAUCAUGUCUGCCUGACUUGCUGCUUUGCUUUUCUACCUAACAUGAACUCGCGAAACUAGAGUUUGUUCCUUAAACAAGUUACUUGUAAAAGAAGAUUAAUUUUUUAAAACACGGAAAUGGCGCAGAGAAAGAAGAAGCUAACCAGGAAAAAGAAAAACACGGCUGGUAAAGAGCUUGACGUGGACUCUGACGGAGGAGACUUUGAACUAGAUGUCCAAAUUAAAGACGAUGUUUCCCCCAGAGGGAAACUGUCGCGUUUUCCCAUUGCUUCAGACUGCCUGUCAGAUGUGGAGCCAGACACCAGGGAAAUGGUCCGGGCCCAGAACAAGAAGAAGAAAAAAUCUGGAGGAUUUCAGUCCAUGGGACUUUGUUACCCAGUCUUCAAGGGCGUCAUGAAGAAAGGCUACAAGGUCCCGACACCAAUUCAAAGAAAGACUAUCCCAGUUAUUCUGGACGGCAAAGAUGUUGUGGCCAUGGCUCGGACAGGCAGCGGCAAGACUGCCGCCUUCCUGGUGCCUAUGUUUGAGAAGCUUAAGGCGCCGCAAGCCCAGACGGGAGCAAGAGCCCUUAUCCUGACCCCCACUAGAGAGCUGGCCCUGCAGACGAUGAAGUUCACAAAGGAGUUGGGAAAAUUCACUAAACUGAAGACUACUUUGAUUCUCGGUGGAGACAGUUUGGAAGAGCAGUUUGCUGCACUUCAUGAAAACCCUGACAUAAUCAUCGGGACUCCCGGUCGUCUCAUGCACGUCAUCCAAGAAAUGAACCUGAAGUUGAAAAAUGUGGAAUACGUGGUGUUUGACGAAGCCGACAGGCUAUUUGAGAUGGGCUUCGCUGAGCAGCUCCAGGAGAUCAUCAGGAGGCUUCCCGACAAUAGACAGACCUUGCUCUUCUCUGCCACGCUGCCCAAACUGCUGGUAGAGUUUGCACAAGCUGGGCUAACAGAACCAGUACUGAUUCGUUUGGAUGUGGACUCUAAACUUAGUGAACAGAUUAAGCUGUCAUUCUUCCACCUGCGAGUGGACGACAAGCCAGCGCUGCUGCUUCACCUCCUGAGGCACGUGGUCAAACCUCAGGAGCAGACUGUGGUCUUCGCUGCAACCAAACAUCACGUGGAGUACAUCAGGGAGCUGUUGUCGUCAGAAGGGGUGGAGUGUGCCUACAUCUAUAGCGCUCUAGAUCAGACGGCUAGGAAGAUCAACAUUGGGAAGUUUGUGCACCGCAAAGCCAUGGUGCUUAUUGUGACGGACGUAGCCGCUCGUGGAAUAGACAUUCCGCUGCUGGACAAUGUCAUCAACUACAAUUUUCCCUCCAAAUCGAAACUCUUCUUGCACAGAGUCGGUCGUGUGGGCCGAGCGGGGCGCAGCGGCACGGCUUAUAGCAUGGUUUGUCCAGAUGAAGUGCCUUUCGUCUUUGACCUUCACCUUUUCCUAGGAAGACCCCUGCAGCUGGCCACACCAGAGCACAUGCCAGACUCAGACGGAACGUUCGGUCGGGUGCCUCAGAGCAUCCUGGAUGACGAAGCCGCCAACCUCAUCACGGCACACAACAACUCGCUCGACCUGCAGAACUUGCAUCGCGUCUCAGAGAAUGCAUACAAGCAGUACCUCAAGUCUCGGCCGAACCCCUCGGCGGAGUCCAUCAGACGAGUGAAGAACAUGGACAUUUCCUGCAUGGCAGUCCAUCCUUUACUUGGGUCUGGAUUGGAGAAAACUGAACUGGAACGCCUUCAGAUAGUUGAUGCCAUCAAGGGCUACAAAUCCAAAUCGACCAUCUUUGAAAUCAAUUCCAAUAGCAAGACAACUGCCAGCGAGGUAAUGCGGGCCAAACGCUCCAAGGACUCGCGCCUGGUGGAUAAAUUCAGCAAAGACAGGGAAAGUCUGGCUGCUGAAAGACGCCUCCGUAAGCCUGUCAACAACCCGACCGGCGAAGACGCUGGUGACGCAGACGAGGACGACGCGCUGCAGGAAGUCUUCUCGGAGGUGGUCGGUGGAAAGAGGAAGUGUCAUCAGGAUGGAGCAGAAGAGCAUCCAAAGAAUAAGCGAGGCAAACGCACGGCGACCAAAGACGAGGAGUACUACAUCCCCUACAGACCCAAAGACUUCAAUUCAGAGCGAGGGUUAAGUCUGGGUACAGAGGGCAGCGCCUUUGAAACCCAGGCAUCCUCGGCUGUCCUUGACCUCAUGGGAGACGAAGGGGAACAACUCAACCAGCACAAGAGGAUUACGAAAUGGGAUCGGAAGAGAAAGCGCUUCGUAACAGGCACGGGCAAAGAGGACCAGAAGAAGAGAAUUAAACUUGAUGGCGGUCAAACCAUCAAUAAGAAGAAGAAUAAGAAGAACUUCUAUGAGGAGUGGAAGAAGAAGUACAAAAUUGAUGAUGUAGCGUCUGGCUCAGAUGGAGAAGGAGGUGGCGGAGGAGUGAAGAAGAUAGGAAGAGGUCGUGGCCGUCGUCAAGGCCAGAGUUCGGGGGGUCCUCAAUUCAUGCCGAACGGAAAAAGGGUGCGUUCCGAGCUGAAGACCAGUCAACAGAUAUUAAAGGGGCGCAAGAAGCAACACAAGCAGCGCUUCCUGCAGAGCGGUGGCCUCAAGAACCUACGCGCCAAGAACAAGAAGUGGCUGGGAGAGGUGAAGAAGUCUGGAUUUGGUCGAGGCAGUCAAAAGAAGGGGAAGAUGAGGAAGAGGAUGUAAGACUGAGCAAUGACAAAUCGUAUAGAAAGAUUUAAGUUGCAAAUGCUCAUUGUGAUUUCCCGUCAUCACUAUGUGAACUCUCAAAAUGGGAAUGUAUGUGAAUGACUUGUUUUAGGUGCGCUUUUGAGUUCCCUCUGUUGUAUUUAACACAAUUCUUUUGUCGAAAUAAAACAUAAAAAAAGGCAGUUUUUUUGGUGCGUGUCUUUAUUUAAAAAAAAAAAAACCAAAAAACGUCCAGGUUAUUUUAUAUUUAAUGCUUGUUAUACUGCAGAGUACCAAAAUGAAGAAGUGCAAUAAACCUGCAAUCUUCCUUUCCCUAGAAUGGCUUCCUGUCUACCUGUCAUCUGUUACCACACAUCACCAAUAAGUCUUUAUCCGAUCGUUGGUAGGGUGCACAACUUAUGAGAAUGUGAGAGCAAAAUGAGAAAGUUAAAUGACAAAGCUUGCUGUGCUGCAUAUUGUGACAGUUUCCUAUGUAUUCUUACUACUGAUGAAUAUUGACCCAUAAUGUAACCUACCGUAUUUUUCAGACUAUAAGUCAGUUUUUUUCAUAGUUUGGCUGGGGGUCCGACUAAUACUCUGGAGCGACUUAUGUGUGAAAUUAUUAACACAUUAUUAUAUCAUCUCACAUGUUAUUUUGGUGUUUUGGAGUGACACUGCUCGUUUGGUAAACUUGUUGGGAUGUUUUUUAUGCUAUAGUUUAGGGCUGCAGCUAUCGAAUAUUUUAGUAAUCGAGUAAUCGACUGAAAAUUCUAUUGAUUAAUCGAGUAAUCGGAUAAAACAAAUAUAUUUUUAGGUGAAGAGCAAUUAUAAAUAUACAUG